CCAGCGCUUCACCGUCAACGGGUUCGCCUCGCUCCGCUCUUGAAUCUGGGAUCCAUUUCCAGUCACGAACCCGAGAACCUGUUCUCCCGCCUCGUGGAUUUUUUUGGGCAGCAGGUUCUUCAUACACUCCGCGUGAAAGUCCCAUCUUUAGCUAGAAGAGAAAAAACCAACAGCACACAAAAAUGGAUGAGCAGGAGCGGAAUCUACAGAAUGGCAAGCAGCCCAGGAUAGUUUCUGGAUUGGAUCGACCAUUGAAGACGCCACCACCCGGUGAACAAUUCCGGGCAGUGCGGCGUCAAGUGGUGGCUGUUAUCCUGGCCAACGUGGGUGUUUUCUCUACAGGCAUGACCUUGGCUCUGCCCACCGCCACUUUGCAUCAACUUAAGAACCCCAAGGAGAGUGUCUACUUGACCACUUCGCAGGCUUCCUGGUUUGCUUCGGUCAAUGCACUGGCAGCACCACUGGGUGGUCUGUUAUCCGGCUUUUUACUGGACAAAAUCGGACGUAAGCGUUCUUUGAUUGUGCUCAAUGUCCUUACCAUCCUGGCCUGGAUUCUGCUCGCCACACCCAGCGGUUCCGAUCAGGCAGCCUUCUUCUGGCAGCUAAUUGUCUCACGCUUUAUACUGGGCAUUGGCAUGGGUCUGGCUAGUGCCCCACCGGGAGUCUAUGCAGCUGAGAUCAGUGUGCCCAGGACAAGGGGUAGUCUCAUUCUGGGCACCUCUAUCUCAGUGGCUGGCGGUAUAACAAUCCUGUACGGAAUCGGUUACUAUAUUCGCGAUGACUUCCGACUAAUUGCUCUGAUUUGCUGUGGCUACCAGUUGGUGUCCCUGCUCUGUGUUCUGCCGCUGACAGAAAGCCACUGCUGGCUGCUGUCCAAGAAGCGGGUGACGGAGGCCAAGAGGUCUCUCAAUUACUUCCGAGGAUUCAGCAAGUCGGAUGAAAUCACACAUCCCCUGGUCCUGGAGGAGUUCCAGGUCCUGCAGAAAUCCCUGCAGCAGCGCGAUGCUGAGGUGAAGGUUUCCUUCUGGGCAAGCCUCAAGGAACCGGAGGUCCACAAGCCUCUACUCAUCCUGAUGUCGCUUUUCGCCUUCCAGCAGCUGACGGGCAUCUUUGUGGUCAUCGUUUACGCAGCAGAGAUCUCCCUGGACGCUGGCAUCGAGAUUGAUCCGUUCAUGUGCGCUUUGCUCAUUGGACUGGCCCGUCUGGUGACCACUUGUCCAAUGGGCUACAUCCUGGAAUUAUGGGGUCGCCGGCGUGCUGGUAUCAUCUCCACAUUGGGAAUGGCUAUCUGCAUGCUGAUGCUGGCCGGACACAGCAAGAUAGACUUCCUCCGGGACAUCCCUUACCUGCCAGUGGUGGCAAUUGUGGGUUUCAUUGUGCUCAGCACAUUGGGCCUCUAUACACUGCCCUUCUUCAUGAUCUCAGAGCUGUUUCCGCAGCGGGUGAGAGGUCCUGCAUCAGGACUUACAGUGGCUGUGGGCAUGUUCAUCUCUUUCGUGUGCCUGAAAACGUUUCCUGAUCUUAAGGGGGCCAUAGGAAUGCGAAACUGCUUUGUGUUCUUCGGGGUCAUGGCUAUACUGGCCCUGGUCUUUGUGUACUGGGCUCUGCCGGAGACACGUAGGAGAACUCUACUGGAGAUUGAGGAGCAGUUCCGUUCAGGGAGAAGCAGCAAAUCCCGCUCUCAAGCUGAUGUCGAGAUGAAGGAGGUCUUUGUCCGCCGACCAGAAGAGUAAUGUCUUAAGCUUAGGAGAAUAUUAUCCUUAUAGGAUUCCGACGAGUGCUUAGUACUGUGAUAGAGAUUAACAACAACGGCCACUUAAAAAAUAAAACCCAAUAUUGAAAAAUGGAAUAUUAAAAUAAAGUGUCGGUAAAUUUACUAGCUUUUAUAAAUAUUUAAAAUAGUUAUAAAUGAGCUACAAACUGCCAAUUGCUUUGUUAUAUGGAUAUUUCUCAAGAAUCUUAUUUUUAAAUAAUAAAUAAAAAUUGGUUUAUUUUAAAAGGUG
Molecule: messenger RNA, 2003 nt
Organism: Drosophila kikkawai
Lineage: Eukaryota; Metazoa; Arthropoda; Insecta; Diptera; Drosophilidae
Product: facilitated trehalose transporter Tret1
Biological process (GO): transmembrane transport; carbohydrate transport
Cellular component (GO): membrane
Molecular function (GO): sugar transmembrane transporter activity
Source: RefSeq, a predicted model, not a curated record